Molecule: messenger RNA, 4199 nt
Organism: Myxocyprinus asiaticus (Chinese sucker)
Lineage: Eukaryota; Metazoa; Chordata; Actinopteri; Cypriniformes; Catostomidae
Product: S-arrestin-like
Exons: 19
Coding region: 2445-3533 (362 amino acids)
Biological process (GO): signal transduction; G protein-coupled receptor internalization
Cellular component (GO): photoreceptor outer segment; photoreceptor inner segment
Molecular function (GO): G protein-coupled receptor binding
Source: RefSeq, a predicted model, not a curated record
ACUAAAAGCAUUAUGAACUAUAUCUGUCUAUAUACAGAAUAUGCACAAAAUUCUUCACAGUCACAAAGUAAUUAAAAUAUUAAAGGGAUAUUUCACCUAAAAAAACAUUCUGUUAUCAUUUGUUCCCCCUCGUGUUGUUCAACCCUGUAUUACUUUCUUCUGUGGAACACAAAAUGUUGUAGAAAAAAAAUGUUGUGUUAGGCAGAAUGGCAGCUUCAGCAUUCACUUUCAUUGCGGAAUAAAGAUGCAAUGAAAAUUAAUAGUGACUGACACGAACAAAUUACCUAAUAUCUUCUUUGUGUUCCAAGAAAGAAAGAAAGUCACAUGGGUUUGGAACAAUAUGAGGGUGAGUAAAUGAUUACAGAAUUUUCAAUUUUGGGAGAAUUAUCCCUUUGACAAUUUCUAUAGCUGUUUAAUUGCCUAAAUUUUUUGUUUCAUCCCAUUUAGCAUUUCUGUAUUGAUAUUCAGUACUUAUUGAGAGUAAUGUUCUUCUUUUGCACAGGUCUUUGCACUAUGGUGGCCGUAUCUUUGUAGGCUGCAUGGGUGGUUAAAGAAUUUAAUGACCCAUUCUAUGGUGGCAUCAAGUGAGAAAACUCACAAACAUAUUCUCAAGCACAUACUUCCACUAAUCAUUCAUCUGUGUUUGCAGGUUUGAGCUGGGUUCUGGUCUUUACAUAGGUUGGGCUGGUGCAGCCCUGUCUAUACUGGGUGGUUCAUUCCUGUGCAGUGCCUUUAAAAGAAUCUCUAAAGCAAAACCUAAAGGGGCAUACUAUCCAAGUGCGCACCUAUAAGUCGGGAGUGGGGGAAAAAAAGGAAGAGGAGGAGAAACGCAGCCAGACCACUGGUGCCAUAUUGAAAUAUUUAGGGGCAUCAAAGGAAGCUGGAGAUUCAGGUACACAAAUUCCUUGUAAAUUAACAUUUUGCAUGGAAUCAUUAUAUACAAAAUGGCUAAUGCAAGAGCCUGUCACAUAACUUCUGUAGAGUUUUCUCACUGGUCAAUGUAGUUAAUGUUAAUUUAAAAAGAUAACUUUCGUGUCAUACUGUAUGGUAUUAAUGUUUCUAUGAGCAAAUAAUUUAUUGUUAAUUUUGUUUUUUGCGUUUUGUGUAGUUAAUAUAUUGUAAUUUGUUAAAGACUGUAUUGUGUUGUCAUUCUUGGGUGUGCCUGGAUCCGGGGUGGGGCCUUCAAGUAGGAUUUUGCUUAGGGCCCCCAUAUGGUCAGAAACGGCCAUGCACAACUGGAAUCAAAGAAAGCAAAUUUGGUAAAAAAACCAUGUUAACUCUUUGUACGAAAGGUGGGAUUUCCUUGCUUUCAUUGAAAGCACACAAAAUCCUCUUUGGAACAUUCUCAGAUAUUGCAGGCUAAAAUUUCUCAUCGGGUUUUGCACAAACUUGUGAAGGGGGGGGGCGUUCACAAGUUAAAAUCCACUGUAUUUGGGAAAUAGUUUAAUUCGUACAAGAAUGUACAGUAAUGCACUGACAUCGCAUUUUUUGUAAAUCACAUGUAAUGAACACUCAAUCAUGUUUAAGGUUCAUCCACACACUCAAGUAAUGACCGUAUGUGCACAAUGACCAUGGCUGGAUAUAAUCCAGUGCUAGAUAACAAUUACUUAAUCUCUCUUGUGAAGGUAAUCCAUCAUCAGCUUCAUAGGGUUUAACACUGCUGACACUGACAGGCUGGGAUUAUAACUGAGGCACUAUCAACGAUUAGUACCUUUAAGUAACUAUUCCAUUGAUUAGAUCUAUAUGUACUGUAUGUAUUCAAGCGUCCCUGUAUCCACCUACCUAUUUCUAUUCAUGCCUUAGAAUGGAUUAUGCCUUUAAAUUAUAAACAUUGCUGCCCAGUAGAGAAUUUAUAAUGUCUGUAUGCUAUCCUCUCUCAGCACUACUAAACUGUGAGUGUUUUUGCAUUUUUGCACUUUUCAUACAAAUGUCCAUAUUUCUCAACCAGUUGACAUACAAGGUUUUCAUCUCUAUCUGCAGUACUUGUUUGUCUGAUAUAUAUCUUAAGCUGUUUCCACCAACCGCAUAAUUUUCCUGAAAUCUUCAUCCAACGUGAGCUGUUUACACUCACCACAGACACAGUUCUUGGCACAUGACCUAGGUCUGACAAAGGAAGCGUGAAUUAUCGUGCCCAGAGGGUCAGUGCUUUGUAAUCUCCUCCAGUGCUGACCAAGGGGAACCAACCCAAUCCGCUCAUGCAGGUACAGCACCUGCAGGAAACAUGGCUGGGUAUGUGUCUGUGUCCAUCUGUAUAUUUGGGCGGGCUGGAGAAUGGGCGAAAGGGAUUGUAGCUGACCUGAUUAGUUGAUUAGGGCAAUACCUCCUGACAUCCUGGGUACAUAUACAGUAGCAGCUCCUCCCAACAGGUCACUGCUCUUUCUGUGUAUGUCUCCAGUCUCAGAUCUCACAAAAGUCGAAUCAUCACUACCAGACUUUAAGCAAUAAUGAGUCCAAAACAUGUCAUCUUCAAGAAAAUAUCCAAGGACAAGUCGGUGGGUGUGUACAUGGGAAAGAGGGACUUCAUUGACCGUGUUGACUCUCUGGAUCCAGUGGAUGGCGUCCUUCUGAUCGACCCUGAACAGCUGAAAGGGAAGAAAGCGUAUGUCACCUUAUCCUGCACGUUCCGAUAUGGACGCGAUGACAUGGACGUGCUGGGCAUCGCCUUCAGGAGGGAAAUCUACCUGUCCACCCGGCAGAUCUACCCACCUCUGCAGGACAAAGAUCAGGGCAUUCUCACCAGGGUACAGGAUAAACUACUGCGCAAGUUGGGUCACAAUGCCUACCCGUUUUUCUUUGAAUUCCCAGAUAACUUGCCUUGCUCAGUAGGACUGCAGCCAGUCCCAACUGAUGCUGGAAAGCAUUGUGCCAUUGAGUUUGAGGUGAAGGCCUUCUGUGCAGAGAGCCAGGAUGCCAAAGUUCGCAAACGGAGCUCAGUGCGUUUGAUGAUUCGUAAGGUCCAGUAUGCUCCAGAGAAGCCAGGACCAGCACCAUGUGUGAAAACCACUCGUGACUUUCUCAUGUCUGACAAACCACUGCAUUUGGAGGCAAGCUUAGAGAAGCAGACAUAUUACCACGGAGAACCUAUUAACGUACAUGUUAAAAUUAGAAAUGAUUCCAACAAAAAUGUGAGGAACAUCAUUCUUUCUGUGGAACAAAUCGCCGAUGUGGUGCUGUACUCCAGUGACAGUUACAUGAAGGCAGUGGCCACUGAGGACUCUGGGGACUCUGUUGACUCUGGUGCCAAACUGGACAAAGUCUAUGCUUUGCUCCCCCUACUGGCCAAUAACAGAGAUAGGCGGGGCAUUGCACUGGAUGGAAAACUGAAGCAUGAAGACACCAAUCUAGCCUCUUCAAGCAUCCUCAAAGAGGGUGUGCUGAAAGAGGUUCUGGGGAUUCUGGUGUCUUACAGAAUCACUGUGAAGCUGAUUGUUGGAGGGAUAAUGGGAUCCAGUGAGGUUGGGGUGGAGCUUCCUUUUCAGCUGAUGCACCCGAAGCCUGAUACAGAAUUGUCCUUUCCCUUUGAUGCCUCUUGAAGUGAAAGAAAGUGAAAUGGAGGAUGAAAUGGUGUUUGAAGAGUUUAAGCGCUCCUAUUUAAAAGGCAUGAUUGAGGAUGAGGAUGAGGGGAACAUUUCACAAGGCGAGCAAUGAGGAACACCUGUAGAAUUCACCAAGAAGCUGUCACAUCCUUAAAGCUGUUGCAAGCAACCAUAUAGAGGAGAUUACUGCAAUAGGGCACUACACUGGACUCCUUAACACUUUUUAGAAGAUAAAGUUGUAAUUAGCAAGGAAUUCCAAACUAGAGACCAGCUGUACUGUGGAAUGAUAUUUCCUCAGCUGCCUGAGCAAGACAAGGAUGUCUUGAUGUGGGUCAUGUAACUGAAUGAAUGGAGAGCUGCUUCUCACCAAACUGGAGUUUGGUGACUAUAGGUGACUAUAGCUGCUAAAAUAGUAUAAUGUCCUAGCUGUUGUUCCAGCUGUAAAACACAUUAUUUUUGUGAUGAUUAUCUUAAUUUUGAUUGCAAAAUUCUGAAUUUUAAUAAUACCUAAAGGAAAGGUUUAUAAAAGUUUGUAUUGUAAUAAAAUGCUAUGGCUAGAUGUUUAUUUACAUUCAUUGAAAAGAUAAAAAAGGGAGAUUUCCCUAACAGUAUAAUCUAUUUUACAAAGAUAAAAAAGUCUGGACUUAAAUAUACUUUUGAGUU